Messenger RNA from Aureococcus anophagefferens, 189 nucleotides. RefSeq lists its product as hypothetical. The annotation marks the transcript as partial. The record is from RefSeq and is a predicted model, not a curated record. Gene Ontology annotation, cellular component: mitochondrion. Lineage: Eukaryota; Pelagophyceae; Pelagomonadales; Pelagomonadaceae. The transcript has a single exon.
CCGACCCGCGAGCAGCUGCAGAACCACUUCAUGAUCUGCGCCGUGCCGAUGGUCGGCUUCGGCCUCAUGGACAACACGGUCAUGAUCCACGCGGGCAACGCCAUCGACUGUACCCUGGGCGUGGCCUUUGGGCUUUCCACACUCACCGCGGCGGCGUGCGGGCAGGUCUGCUCCGACGCCGCGGGCGUG